GGCACAGGAAGCGCUGGGAGGCCCGAGCCGUCCCAGGGUGCCCCGCGCGGCGUGGACUCGGGCCGCUGCCGCCAUCCCGCUGGCGAGAGGGAGAGAGAGGCCCGCCCGCUCGCCGGUCGGGCCAGUGUGGGCCAGUGCGUGAGGGCGCGGGGGGCCGUGUCAGCGAGACGCAGAGCGCAGCCGCCACCGCCAAACGGACAUGUUGGAGCCCAGCGCCGCCGCCGCCUCUUUUCCCUCAUCCUCCGCACGGGACUGAGAGGGGGCCCGCCAGCCCUCCGCCUCUGCCUCUGCCUCGGCCGCAGCCUCUUCCUGCCCGGCCUCGGGCUCCGCCGCGCGUCGCCUCCCCCCGCCCCUCAGGCCCGGCCGGUUCCCCGGCCCCGCUCCGCCGCGGCGCGAGGUCUAUGUGAGCGGCGGGCCCGGGGCAGCCGCCGCCGCAGCGCGAACAUGGACGCCGUCAACGCCUUCAACCAGGAGCUCUUUUCACUUAUGGAUAUGAAACCUCCUAUCUCUCGAGCCAAGAUGAUCCUCAUCACAAAAGCUGCUAUUAAAGCUAUUAAGCUUUAUAAGCAUGUCGUUCAAAUAGUAGAAAAGUUCAUCAAAAAGUGUAAACCUGAAUACAAGGUUCCAGGAUUAUAUGUAAUCGACUCAAUUGUGCGACAGUCUCGGCAUCAGUUUGGAACUGAUAAAGAUGUUUUUGGGCCAAGAUUCUCUAAAAACAUAACCGCUACAUUCCAAUAUUUAUAUCUUUGUCCAUCUGAAGAUAAGAGUAAAAUAGUCCGUGUGCUGAACCUUUGGCAAAAAAAUGGAGUAUUCAAGAUUGAAAUUAUUCAACCUCUUUUGGACAUGGCAGCAGGAACCAGUAAUGCCGCCCCAGUAGCAGAAAAUGUUACUAAUAAUGAAGGUUCACCUCCACCUCCAGUUAAGGUUUCUUCUGAACCCCCACAAGCCACUACAAACUCCGUACCAACUGUACCACAGUUGCCCAGCUCGGAUGCUUUUGCUGCUGUAGCCCAGCUGUUUCAGACGACACAAGGUCAACAGCUUCAGCAGAUCCUUCAGACUUUUCAGCAGCCUCCAAAACCACAGUCUCCUGCCAUUGACAAUGCUGUGAUGGCUCAGGUUCAGGCUCUCACAGCUCAGUUAAAGACAGCUCCUACACAACCACCUGAACAAAAAGCUGCUUUCCCCCCGCCUGAACAGAAAACCGCAUUUGACAAGAAGCUACUUGAUAGAUUUGAUUAUGAUGAUGAGCCAGAAGCUGUGGAAGAAUCAAAGAAAGAAGAUGCUGCUGCUGCCGCUGCCACCACAGCACCUGCUGCUGCUGUUGCUCCGCCUGCGCCCACUGCUGCCGCGCCCGCUGCUGCCACGCCUGCUGCUUCUCCUCCACAGGCACCCUUUGGGUUUCCUGGAGAUGGCAUGCAGCAGCCAGCAUAUACCCAGCAUCAAAAUAUGGAUCAGUUUCAACCUCGAAUGGUGGCAAUCCAGCAGGAUCCAGUGCACCAUCAGGUUCCGCUUCCUCCUAAUGGACAGAUGCCAGGAUUUGGCCUUCUUCCUACACCUCCAUUUCCUCCCAUGGCUCAGUCUGUGAUUCCUCCAACUCCCCCCGUGCAGCAGCCUUUCCAAGCUUCUUUUCAGGCACAGAGUGAACCACUUACACAGAAGGCACAUCAGGAAAUGGAAGUGGAACAACCUUGUAUUCAGGAGGUUAAGCGGCAUAUGUCUGAUAACAGAAAGUCAAGAUCUAGGUCAGCAUCCAGGUCACCAAAAAGGAGACGAUCUCGAUCUGGUUCUAGAUCUCGAAGGUCUCGUCAUCGACGUUCUCGAUCCCGGUCAAGAGAUCGACGUCGACAUUCUCCUAGAUCUCGUUCCCAGGAAAGACGAGAUCGAGAAAAAGAAAGAGAACGCCGACAAAAAGGCCUUCCUCAGAUCAAACCAGAAACUGCAAGUGUUUGUAGUACUACACUCUGGGUGGGACAACUGGACAAAAGGACUACUCAGCAGGACGUUGCCAGUCUCUUAGAAGAGUUUGGUCCAAUUGAAUCAAUUAAUAUGAUUCCUCCCAGAGGCUGUGCCUAUAUUGUUAUGGUUCAUAGGCAAGACGCUUAUCGUGCCCUGCAGAAACUGAGCCGAGGAAACUAUAAAGUGAACCAGAAAUCCAUAAAGAUUGCCUGGGCCUUAAACAAAGGAAUAAAGGCAGAUUAUAAGCAGUAUUGGGAUGUAGAACUUGGUGUUACUUAUAUUCCAUGGGACAAAGUUAAGCCUGAAGAACUGGAGAGUUUUUGUGAAGGAGGAAUGUUGGACAGUGAUACACUUAAUCCAGAUUGGAAAGGAAUUCCCAAGAAACAUGAAAAUGAAGUUGCUCAAAAUGGAGGGGCAGAAACCUCACACACAGAACCCGUGUCGCCCAUACCUAAACCGUUACCUGUGCCUGUCCCUCCUAUCCCUGUUCCAGCGCCUAUAACAGUGCCACCUCCACAGGUCCCACCACACCAGCCAGGUCCUCCUGUCGUUGGUGCUCUCCAGCCACCUGCUUUCACACCUCCUUUGGGAAUUCCCCCUCCGGGCUUUGGUCCCGGUGUUCCUCCUCCGCCGCCGCCUCCACCAUUUUUGCGCCCAGGAUUCAACCCAAUGCAUUUACCACCAGGUUUUCUUCCUCCUGGACCCCCACCUCCUAUAACUCCACCAGUGUCCAUUCCUCCUCCUCACACUCCACCAAUAAGCAUCCCAAACUCUACUAUCGCUGGUAUAAAUGAAGACACUACAAAAGACUUAUCUAUUGGAAAUCCCAUUCCAACAGUGGUGUCUGGGGCUAGAGGAAAUGCCGAGUCUGGUGACAGUGUGAAAAUGUAUGGCUCUGCUGUGCCACCUGCUGCACCCACGAAUCUGCCCACCCCUCCUGUAACCCAGCCUGUUUCACUUCUUGGUACUCAAGGAGUUGCACCUGGUCCUGUAAUUGGGCUCCAGGCACCAUCCACUGGUCUUCUUGGUGCCCGCCCUGGCCUGAUCCCACUCCAGCGCCCACCAGGAAUGCCUCCGCCUCAUUUACAGAGAUUUCCUUUGAUGCCACCUCGUCCCAUGCCACCACAUAUGAUGCAUAGAGGUCCACCACCAGGACCAGGGGGCUUUGGAAUGCCUCCACCUCAUGGAAUGAAAGGUCCCUUUCCACCACAUGGCCCCUUUGUUAGGCCUGGUGGAAUGCCAGGGCUUGGGGGCCCAGGGCCAGGCCCAGGGGGUCCUGAAGACAGAGAUGGAAGGCAGCAGCAGCCACAGCAGCAGCAGCAGCAGCCGCAGCAGCAGCCACCACCACAGCCACAACCGCAGCAGCCGCCACCAGCUCAGCAACCACCACCAACUCAACAGCAACCACAACCAUUUAGAAAUGAUAACAGGCAGCAGUUCAAUUCAGGUAGAGACCAAGAAAGGUUUGGAAGAAGAUCUUUCGGAAAUAGGGUGGAAAAUGACCGGGAACGGUAUGGGAACCGUAAUGAGGAUAGAGAUAAUAGUAAUCGUGAAAGGAGAGAGUGGGGAAGAAGGAGCCCUGACCGGGACAGGCACAGAGACUUGGAAGAGAGAAAUAGACGCUCUAGUGGGCAUCGAGACAGAGAGAGAGAUUCUAGAGAUAGAGAGUCUCGUAGAGAGAAGGAAGAAAACCGAGGAAAGGAAAAGCCUGAGGUGACAGACAGGGCAGGUGGUAACAAAACCGCUGAACCUCCCGUUAGCCAAGUGGGAAACGUAGACACUGUUUCAGAACUUGAUAAGGGGGAGUCUGAGUCUGCAGUUGUAAAACCUUCUGAAGAGUUACCUGCUGAGGCUACCUCAUCCGUUGAACCCGAGAAGGAUUCUGGCUCAGCAGCAGAGGCUCCUCGUUAGAGACUGGAAUUUGUCAAAAUGUGACAGUGACACUUCCUGGAGUGUAGAGCUUGAGGUGUACAGAUGCUGUAUUAUAUUUGCUCCUGCUAUAUCACAGCCCCACAGUAGUUGGUGGGGAAUUGUAAGCAAUUUGAUUGCUUCCCUUCUAUUUAAAAAUAGCCACAAAAUAACAAAAAAUACUGAAAAUAUGAAUAAAUAUUACCCUUUUUGCUGUAACUUUUUAAAAGUUUUGACUUUAAAAAGUUUACAAAUCGUAAUUAGAAGUGCUCUCUAUUUUUUUUUUUUUUUAAUUUAAGACAAGGUAACGGUGAAAGCUCCUCAAAAACAAUAGGGAUGUUUUUAAUAAACUCUAUUUUCGUAACAAACUUUAAUGUGUGCUAUUCUUCCUACACUGCAUUAAGGUGGAAAAGGAUUGUUCACCAUCAAAGUUUGAGCUGUUAAUA
Molecule: messenger RNA, 4313 nt
Organism: Equus quagga
Lineage: Eukaryota; Metazoa; Chordata; Mammalia; Perissodactyla; Equidae
Product: SR-related and CTD-associated factor 4
Exons: 20
Coding region: 445-3870 (1141 amino acids)
Biological process (GO): negative regulation of termination of RNA polymerase II transcription, poly(A)-coupled
Cellular component (GO): nucleus
Molecular function (GO): RNA binding; RNA polymerase II C-terminal domain phosphoserine binding
Source: RefSeq, a predicted model, not a curated record